This is a messenger RNA of Elaeis guineensis (African oil palm), 1987 nucleotides long. Lineage: Eukaryota; Viridiplantae; Streptophyta; Magnoliopsida; Arecales; Arecaceae. The record is from RefSeq and is a predicted model, not a curated record.
ACGGUUAACAAUAUAUAUUGCCAUCCAGUGUUAGCUUUUCUAUAAAUAUGUGUUGCUUCAAAAUACUGUAGGGUUAUUAUGGUAUAAUUCAUUCCGUCGAGGAGACGAGAUAAUCCAAUGGGUGUAGCUAGUUAGUCCCAUUGUUAAGUAGCUGUCUUAGUCGAAGGAGCCUCAGGUGUAAAUUAUGAUUUUAAAUCAAACAUUAGGAAGGGUCCACGCGUGCAAAAAAUUAUGUAUGGUGGUUCAACUGUACACGCAAGAGUUCAUCUAAAAUUGCUACAUGACAAAGAAGAUCUAAAUUAGGUGCAUGUUAAAAGAGGAAAAUUUAAAUUAUAGGGCUCCACCAAUUUAAGUUGAGGCCCUGAACCCUCUAAAAUUGGGUCCGAUUUUGGGGCAGCUGAGAAUUUUUAGUCAUUGGGCCUACUUAUAGCUUUCAAAUUCUAGAGCAGAUGGCACAAACACAAAAAUUUUCAACUGACAAAAGUGGUAUCAGAUAUGGAAGCACAACAAUAAGGAAAACUUAACCGGAUUCAGAUCGCAUCUUUGUAUCUUUGAAAGAAUGAUCGAUCUUUCUUCCCAACAUAAUUCAUUGGAUCACAUUCUGUAUAAAUUUAAAAGCACUCUAAAUAUCUUCAUUUAUAUUUCUGUGCAUAUAAUCCAAUGGUGAAUUCGUAUGAAGAUAGUGAAUCAUUUUCUGAAAGAUAAAAAUCCGUACAAGCUUGGCACUUAUUGAAUUCAUUAAGCUAACGGGUCAAAUCAAGAGCCGAGUUGUUAGGUGUUAGCCGAAACUUAAUAAGUUAAUAGGGUUCCUCCACCUUGGCUUUUUUUGUAGGGUUGUGACUUGUGAAUAAGGACAUAAGAUACAUGUCCGGUUCAAAUGCAUAGAUUAAUGAAGAAAGAAAAGGCUCGGUAAAUGAGAUGAGAAAUAAAACAACUAAACAAAUAGAGGAGAGAAGGUUUCUGGCUGGAUUUAUACCGUGAUGGGCAUCUUCCGGAAACAAAAAAGAAUGGGAGGCAAGGAGAGACAGCAUAGAUGUUCCAAGGGGAAGGAGGCCUAAACGAGGACCAAAUUGAUGAGCGGUAAGAAAGAAAGGGGGUGAUGAUGAUGAUGACAGAGGUUGCUGUUCAGAAGAGAAGAAGCCAUGAUAGCUUCCUCCUCAGCAACAUCGCUGGUGCCGACGGAGGUCACAGUCACAGCAGCAGCAUUACCACCACCACCACCACUUGUAAUGGCCUUACUGCCAAGAGGCUUAAAACCAGUGGUGGUGGUGGGGGAGCAGGCAUGAUCUCCACCAAAGAGAAGAAAGACAAGAUUGGAGAGCGAGUAGCCAAGCUGCAACAACUGGUGUCACCUUUUGGCAAGUCGGACACGGCAUCGGUUCUUCAAGAGGCCACUGGAUACAUCAAAUUCCUCCAUGAUCAACUCCAGGUUCAUUCCAUGAUCCCCUCCCAUUUCCCCCAUGAUUUCUCUCGUUGUUUUACUUCCAUUUCUCAAUAUGUGAAUUGUUGUCAUCAGGUGCUGAGUGGUCCAUAUAUGCAGAGGACGAGGCCAACUGGAAAGAUUCAGGAAGCUGAGCACUGCAGCCUAAGAAGUCGUGGUCUGUGUCUCAUGCCGAUCUCCUCUGCGCUCGGAAUUGCCCGAAGCAAUGGCGCUGAUCUCUGGGCUCCUGCCGGUUCAAUCAGACAACCAUAACUCUCAAAGUUUUAUCACUUACUCCGGCUGAGUAAAGAAAUGGCAUCAUGAUCAUGGUGGAAGCUUUAGAGAUAGAUUGCAAGUUAAAAUCCUAACUCUAUUCAUAUCUAGUAGCGCAGGCUAUGGUGAGGAUGUAGUACUGGGCUACAGUAAAGAUGUAGCAUUAGGCUACAGUAGAAUGCCCCGUGAGCUAUACAUCAACAUCCUGCUGCGGGAAGUAGCCAAAGCUCUGUUAUGUAUUACCAUUCAUCCUACUGAAGAAAUGGAUAUGAGCAUAUGGUUCUGAUUUUUAUC